This is a messenger RNA of Fusarium redolens, 1025 nucleotides long. RefSeq names its product acyl-CoA N-acyltransferase. Lineage: Eukaryota; Fungi; Ascomycota; Sordariomycetes; Hypocreales; Nectriaceae. The coding region runs from base 346 to 918 and encodes 190 amino acids. Gene Ontology annotation, molecular function: acyltransferase activity, transferring groups other than amino-acyl groups. The record is from RefSeq and is a predicted model, not a curated record. The transcript has a single exon.
GUUUGACGAAGGAUGGCAAAUGUCAAUUGAGUCGUUUCUAGGGCGUAUGCGACACUCUGGCGCAAACUGCCGAUCUAUUAAAGAUUGUGACAGAAAAGGGUCCUCCUGUAUCGGAGCUAAAUAUUUAAAUAUUUCGAGAAGCCCAAUUGAUCUGAUACAACUUAUUCUCUCAACCUCAAUUGAAGUAAGCAAGCAAGCGCUCUUCAUCAAUCAUUAUCUGAAUCAUACUCUUCACUUUAACUGAAGUGUCCUUUUUGCAGAGAUCAAAGCCACGAGCCUGCGCCAACAUUCUCAUUUCACUUUAACUGAAGCUAUUCACAACCCUCACAACCCACUACACUCACAAUGUCUCUCGCAUUCCGCCCCGCGACACCACAAGAUGUCACCCCUCUCCUCGCCCUCAUAAUCUCUGCCUACCGCGGCCCCGACUCCCGCGCAGGCUGGACAACAGAAGCUGACCUCCUCGCGGACGAGCGCAUAUCCUCCACUGAUCUUCUCGCCAAAAUCACCGACCCCAAAGGCGCAGUUAUCCUCGCCUUCACAAGCUCCCCCUCCUCAUCAGGAGCAUCAACGCCAGAAGGUGACAGCGAUCCUCGGCUUGUCGCAUGCUGCGAAGUUCUUCAAAAAGACACGGAGCGCGCUUAUUUCGGCCUCUUCGCUGUAUCGCCGAAGUUACAAGCCGGCGGUAUUGGAAAGCAGGUCCUUGGGUUUGCGGAGAAUUAUGCGGUUAGGAAUUGGGGAACGAAGAUUAUGACGAUGUGGGUUAUUUGGACGAGGAAGGAGUUGAUUGAGUGGUAUGUAAGAAGGGGAUAUGUGAGGACCGGGGAGAAGAGUCCGUUUCCGUAUGAGGGGCUUGUUAAUGGUAAGGCGUUGAGGGAUGACUUGUACUUUGAUCAUUUGGAGAAGGUGUUGGCAUAGACAGAGUUGUUGGAGAACUAUAGACCUGGGACAAUGAAAAGGGCGGUACGAAAUAGACUAAUGAGACAUGCUAUCACACUUCAAACAUCACAAUCAUGAGAGAAAAG